Aureobasidium pullulans EXF-150 is the source of this 831-nucleotide messenger RNA. Its product is annotated as RTA1 like protein. Gene Ontology annotation, cellular component: membrane. The coding region runs from base 1 to 831 and encodes 276 amino acids. The record is from RefSeq and is a predicted model, not a curated record. Lineage: Eukaryota; Fungi; Ascomycota; Dothideomycetes; Dothideales; Saccotheciaceae. The transcript is spliced from 2 exons.
AUGGGUCUCUACCACUAUGAGCCCAGUCAAGGCCUAGCCGUGAUAGCAGCAGGCCUCUUCGGUCUCGGCGCCCUCAUCCACCUCUUCCAAAUGAUCCGCUACAAAACCUGGUUCUUCACCGCCUUCCUCAUCGGCGCCAUGAUGAUGACACUAGGCUACGCCAUGCGCUUCCUCUCCGCCCGCUCCCCAGACAGCGUAAUGCUCUACGCCCUCCAAUCACUCUUCAUAAUCCUCCCCCCAUCCCUCUACGCGGCAACCCUCUACAUGAUCUACGGCCGCCUCGUCCUCUUCAUAAACCUGCCCCACGCCUCCCUCAUCCGGCCCUCCCUCGUCACAAAAAUCUUCGUCAUCGGCGACCUCUUCUCCUUCUUCACCCAAGCUUCCGCGGGCGGCAUGAUGGUGCAAGCUUCCAUGGCCAAAACGGGCAAAACGAUCAUGCUGCUAGGACUGGCUCUCCAACUCAUCUUUUUCGCCUUCUUCCUCAUCGUAGCGGUGACGUUUUGGUUGCGCGUGAAAAAGGCGCUGCGCACUGCUGCUGCUGCCCCCAUCCCACAGGUCAAUUCUUUACCUUGGCCACGUCUUUUCGUCGCUCUGUUUAUCGCGGCGGGGUUGAUUAUUAUACGCUGCGCUUUCCGCGUCGUCGAGUUUCAACAAGAUGCUGAUGGUGUGUUGCAAGGACAUGAAUGGUAUGCUUACGUUUUCGACGCCGUGCCCAUGUUGUUCGUGCAGACGUUGUUUAAUAUCGUUCAUGCUGGACGCGUGUUGCCGAAACAUGGACAAGAAGACAGAGAAAACUUGGAUGAAGAGUACAUCAAGUUGAAUCAUGUGUGA